Molecule: messenger RNA, 1155 nt
Organism: Rhodofomes roseus
Lineage: Eukaryota; Fungi; Basidiomycota; Agaricomycetes; Polyporales; Fomitopsidaceae
Exons: 4
Coding region: 109-939 (276 amino acids)
Source: RefSeq, a predicted model, not a curated record
UCCCCGGCAUCGUCUCUGCGAACCCCCCACCAGGCCCCGAGUGGGGAGUGGGCAAUCUCUGCGGAAACCUCUACUUCAACGCGACACCUGCGUACAGCUACGGCUACUAUGGAGCUUUACAACACGACCAUUGACGGGAAAUCACCCCUAUUCACUUAUACCCCUUUCCGUGCGGCCGGAGUUGAAGGUGCUCUGGGAGCUUGGACCCUCGCGAACCCCGACUUAGUAAGGGGCACCUCAUACACCACCAAUCACACCGGUGCAAACGUGGGGCUACAAUGGACAGGCACUUCCAUAUGGCUCUAUGGCUCAACGAGAGCACGCUCAAACUACCAAAUCAUUCGUAGUUGGAGCGACAAGGUAAUCUACGGUAAUGGAACGAACGGGACAGACGGGGUACUAUUCAGCGAAUCAGAUUUGAACUACGGUUCAUACACGGUCGCCCUUUCUGUCAUCGAAGGUUCAGUGACCGUCUCUCGCGCGACAAUCACAGUGGGAAUGGGAGUUCCUGGCACCGCACUGCAGUCGCAGAACCAGUCUGCUGCGGCAGGGGGCGGCCAAGUCAACCCAUACUUCCGAACCAGCGCCAACAGCUCGUGGGCACCCUUCAUCCUCGAGGGUUCCCAAUCGGUGCUACGGACCACCGGUUUCGGCGACAGGAUCACAUUCACCGUCCAGUCCAGCGUCGGGUUCGCUAUCUAUGGCACUACGGCCUUCGAAUCCGGCGCGUACAACAUCAGCGUGGUUCCUCCCCCGGACAACCUCCCUUCCAUCGUUCAGUACAAUGCGUCGACAGCAUUCGAAGUUCUGGACGCAUUGAAGUUCUUGGCGACGGGCUUGAACGAAACGAUGGACUACACGGUGACCAUGACGAACACGGAUCGCGACAAAACAUGCGACAUCGGUCAGGUCGUUCUGCACAGUGCUGUGCAAGCGUGAGUCUAACGUGUUCUGAGGGAACAUGCGCGUCACACUGACAAUGUCGCUCUCGCAGGUCGAGCUCUCCGAUCAGUGCAAGUUCGACGUCAAGCGUGAAGCCGUCUAACACUGGGUCCGUCAAUUCUGGAGCCGCGACGGCGGGCAGGCGACAUCUCAGUCCGGGAGAUAUCGCUGAUUGGAUGCGCUGCAUGCCUCUUCAUCUCCUGGGUCAUCAUA